AUGUCAUUUCCACAAUUUCCACAAGAAAUCCUUAAACAAAUAUUUCAAGAAAUUUUUGGAUAUCGAGGUUGCUAUCGUAGUCAAGAAAACAUCAGUAAUCUCUACUCUUGUUUAUUAGUGAAUAAAUCCUGGUGUGCAGCUGCCGUACCAAUAUUAUGGUCAGAAAUAUUCUAUCCCACUAAAAUAGGUGCCAUAACAACUUAUCUAUCAUGUCUGGGCACUGACAAGUUAAGGACGAUUGCGGAUUCUGGCAUAAGAUUGCCUUCCUUAUUAUCACAAAAACAUCUUACCUCUUUUCCUCCUAUACUUUCAAAUAAAAAGAUACCAAAUGAAACAAAAAUAAGUGAUAAUAAUGUAAUGUUUGAUUAUCCUUCCUUUUUGAUAGAACUAAAUUUUGAUAAAUUGCUGAAAUCUGUAUUCUCAUGGUGUCAUACAUAUCGAAAUAACUCUCAUCGAAUACCAAAAAUAUCAAAAUCCUCUUCUCUCUCUUCAUCUCUUUCGUCGUCUUUUUCAUCAUCUCUUUCGUCAUCUCUUUCGUCAUCUCUUUCGUCAUCUCUUUCGUCAUCUCUUUCGUCAUCUCUUUCGUCAUCUCUUUCAUCAUCUCUUUCAUCGUCUCUUCCAUCAUCUCUUUUCUCAUCCACCGUUACUUCAUCCACUCGUUCAUCUACAUAUUCUUCUCCCGACACGUCAAUGAUUUCAUCAGAAUUCUCAUAUUACCCUUCAAUACAUUCUCAAAAACCUGAAAUUGCUAUGCGAGCAGAAUGUGUCCUACGAUCAUUAUUACAAUUAUUCUCUUUACGAAAUAAUAAAAUUCAAUAUUUCUCAUUUAAUUCAGUACCUGGUUAUCUUUUGAAUGAUGAAUAUUUUGAGAAUUUGAAAAAUAUUGAUUUUCACGGACUAUUAUGUGAACGAGAAACUCUGGGACUGUUUGAAAAUGUUAAAGAGUGUCGACUAGAAUGGGAUGCUAUGGCAGUGGAUGGUUUACUUGAUGCGUUUGGAUCAAAUUGUAGAAAUUUGGAAACAUUAAAUGCGAAUUUUUCACAUGAUCCGGAAUACGCCAAUCUUAAUAUAAACAAACAACAAGCCACAGAUUUGGCGAUUCUUAUUUCUUCACAGACUUCAUUAAAAUCUUUUGUUCUACAAGAUUAUCAAUAUUUUACACAUUACUUUUUAAAAGCACUUCAAACGCAAACGAUUACUAUCGCAAAACUUGAAUUUUAUUCAGUAGAUUUUAAAGGAUGUCAUUCAUUUGAUGUAAUAGCUCGAUGUGAUCAGUUGGAAUUAUUAGUAUUUGAAGAUUGUAUGAAUAUCUCUAUGGAAAUGGCAGCCCCAUUAAUAUAUGCUAGUUUACCAAAAUUAAAAUAUGUACAUAUUCGGAAUCCAUAUUCAUCAAGGGCCUCAUCAAGAUCUUCUUCGAGAUCUCGAAAACAAUAUCAAAAUGAUAUUGAUUCACAAUAUAGAUCACUAAUAUCGGUUAUGCAUCAUUGUCCUUCGACGUCAUCCAUUCAUCAUCUACAUCAACAGCAACUUUCGGAUGUAGAUUUUAUUACUGUAUGUCCAGAACUUAUUCAAUGGGCUUAUCGACGAAAUAAUCCAAGACUAUGGUGGUCAUCUGAAUGGUGGAAAAAACAAUUGACACCUCAAACACUUUUAGAUUUUAAUUAUCUCGAUUUUUUCGUUGAUUGUGGAAGAAUGAUCUGGUAUACAUUAGGAUUUUUAAUAUUUCUAUAUUUAUUUGUUCCUUUUUUUGUGGGAGUUACCAAUUUGGCGGGAAAGUGGAUAGUGAUUAAGAUAGGUGGAUAUUUAGGAGUUGAAGUAAUAAAUAGCGAUAGAAGUUUUGGACAUUUAUGGAGAACUGGAGGAUGUAGUCCAAAAGGAAAUUUGGAUUUUAUUCAAUAA
Messenger RNA from Diversispora eburnea, 1899 nucleotides. The record is from the annotation of a GenBank genome assembly. NCBI's taxonomy places the organism in Eukaryota, Fungi, Glomeromycota, Glomeromycetes, Diversisporales, Diversisporaceae.